AUGUUCCGAUUAGUUCCUUCACUAAAUAUUGCAGGCGAUGUCCAUUCCCGAGUCUGUGAACCUUGUCGGGCGGCUGGGGUCGCGUGCGAUCGUUCAACCAUUCGGUUUCGCGAAGGUCUAACGUUACCAAAAGAACCCGAAGUUGCAUUCCCCGGUCACGAGAGCUGGCCUCAGCUUCAUGGAAAAGUUCGGUUCCAUGAUGAAACGCCAGAAAUCGCUAGCCUGUACUUGGAUAGCCUAGAAGCAAGGUUCCCUCGCUGUGUUCAUGACACGAUCGAUAGGCUAGAGGGGGAAGAAAGGGAAACACUCACGUCCAAUGAGCUGCACACUCAGCCUCAUGCACAUGUUGAUGUCUGCCCACCGUUCUUCGAUUCUACCACAGAAGACUUGUCCCCGUCCAGUUUAUCCUUGUACUCUUCUCCAUCAUUUCAAGCCAAUUCUGCACCCAAGAAUAUCAAUCCCUUGACAGAACGAGAAACAAUACUCUUGCGGAACUUUGUUGAGAACAUGGCGCUUUGGGCUGAUAUCACUGAUCCGCAUCGACACUUCGAGUCAGAAAUUCCUGCGAGGGCUCUCCGGGAACCAGUCUUACGCUGUGCCAUGUUUGCAUUUUCAUCACGGCAUCUUAAUCGACAAAAUACAAGCGACAUUGAAGAAGCGCUGCAAUAUCACAGCGAGUGUGUGAGUCUCUUAAUUCCAGCCCUUUCCGAACCAGAACAGCACAUUACGGAGGAUCUGCUGGCCGCAGUUGCGAUUUUGCGACAGCAUGAAGAAAUGGAUGGUGAGCACGGCCACGCUGACAUAUCUGAUGCUAUUGUUAAUCAUGCUUUUCUUCCAGGAGAAGAUAAUCAAUUUCAUCUGAUUGGGACAACCCACAUCCUUAACACCGUCUCCACCUUUGGCUCUUCUGGCGGGCUUGGUGAAGCAGCAGCCUGGCUCUGCUUGCGGCAGGACAUCUAUGUCUCUUUAAUCUCCCAGAAACCUCUUCGAACCAGCCUACAAAACUUUCAUGACUCCAGUAUCUUUAAAAGAGAUGAUGAUUUUGCAUGGUCCAAUCGAAUGGUAUUCCUCCUAGCCAAAGCCCUACAGAGUGCAUUCUCGAGGCAUUCAGAGGUCGAAUUGGCCAUGAUUGAUGGUGAAGUCGAGGCGUGGUAUGCCUCCAAACCGCAUACCUUUCAACCCGUGCGAGUGGCCCCUCGUGGACCAGGAUUAGAUCAGAGAUUCCCUCUUAUCUGGAUGCUACUACCCGUUCAUGUGGUCGGCCUACAGUACUACCAUAUUGCAAAAAUUGUUCUUGCGCUCUCUGAAUCAUCGAAGCCUUCGUCUGCAUAUGAUAAGCUACGGCAGUCUCGUGCAAUUGAAAAAAAUAUUCGUCAACACCUACUUCAGAUUCUGGGCCUUGCACAAUCAAAUACAAAGGCAGAGAACACGCUAUUUACUGCACGACAUAGUCUGGGGGGUUGGGUGCUACGCAAUCGCAGCGAUCAAGCCGCUGCAGAAUCUUUGCUACGUGAUAUGCAUGCACGGACUGGCUGGAAUAUGGAAGGACUAGUUAAUUCAUUACGGCAACAAUGGGAUGACGAGUAA
Messenger RNA from Penicillium atrosanguineum, 1587 nucleotides. RefSeq lists its product as uncharacterized. The record is from RefSeq and is a predicted model, not a curated record. Lineage: Eukaryota; Fungi; Ascomycota; Eurotiomycetes; Eurotiales; Aspergillaceae. Gene Ontology annotation, molecular function: transcription cis-regulatory region binding; DNA-binding transcription factor activity. Gene Ontology annotation, cellular component: nucleus. The transcript is spliced from 6 exons. The coding region runs from base 1 to 1587 and encodes 528 amino acids. Gene Ontology annotation, biological process: positive regulation of transcription by RNA polymerase II.